Messenger RNA from Penicillium manginii, 1437 nucleotides. RefSeq lists its product as uncharacterized. The record is from RefSeq and is a predicted model, not a curated record. Lineage: Eukaryota; Fungi; Ascomycota; Eurotiomycetes; Eurotiales; Aspergillaceae. The transcript is spliced from 2 exons. Bases 1 to 1437 code for a protein of 478 amino acids.
AUGGUAUGGCCACUUCCACCAGAGAUCACUGGCCAUAUUGUGUCCUUUCUUGCCAACCCGUUGACACGUAUAGACAGCAAGCUUCAAUUGGCUCAAUAUGCUUCAGUGAAUCGCGACUGGCAGGCCAUUGUCGAGGAGCGAAUCUGGAGGACACUGCGAGUCAAGACAGGAACUCCUUUGAACCUAAAUCAGUUUGAGAGAUUGAUAAACAAACCACGACGACAGUCAUAUAUUCGGAACAUCGAGUUCAUCGUGGAGCUAGAGCCUUACGAUGAAGCCGCCCGGGCGAAUUUAGAGACUAAGUCUGAGCAUGAGCGCAAUAACCAAAUCUUCUCCGAAGCAAUCCGCUUAAUCCUUCAUAUCAUAUCGAAAUGGCAAGCCAAUAAACCUGGAGCUUCACUCCAAGGGAUCUCGCUCUCCAUUCAAGCCCAGUCGCCUAGCGAUCUGUUUGCUAGCCCAAAAACUAGGCUCAAACGAAGAAAGGCCGCCCGUGCCGACCGGACUAAAGAUAUUUUGAACCGCAGAUUUGAGAACAACUAUCUUCGGCUUGAUGAAUUUGAGAGCCAGAUAGAGCAGCUCAAGAUUGUGCACACUCUCGAAAUCGAGGCGGUACUCGCCGGACGGGAAAUCGAGGCGGCUUCGUGCGCUCGUCUUGCCUCUCAGUUUCCUUGCCUGCACACACUCAACUUGUCGUUAAAUGACACUUGCAAAAGCGACAAGGGCCUGAGAAAGCGAAACCGUGACGAACUCGCUGCUCAUAUUCACCUUUUGCCAUCGAGCAUAAAAGUCUUCAACUUCGCUUUUUGUGAUCAACCGCCUCUGGAUCAUAACUUCUCCCCAGACAACAUCACAGACCAAGGCGUGGAUGCUUUGAGCUCACAACUACAUAAAUUUUCUCAAAAGUUAGAGAGACUCAGUCUUCGUGGGAUCACAAUUGGAAAUGAACUUUUUUGCCCACCAGGCUCAAGCGACAAGCACGCGUCAUGGCCCGAUCUGACAGAAAUCGACAUUCAAUACAGCCCCUCAACUCCCUCCGGGAAAUGGCUCUUUGUUGACCGCUCUGAUCGCGACGAGGAUGAUUACUUUUUGUCCUCAGAUUCCGAUCCACAUGAUGAAUUUCCGGAAUAUGUGAGAACCGUACUCGAAGAUCGCAGCCCCAAGCCUUUCCGAGAAGUCAGUGUACCAGGUCUCUUCAAUGAGUUGUAUAUGGCUAUGGGCCAGGCAGCAUUAUGUAUGCCAAAACUGAAGUUCAUGAUCAUGGAAACGGAGUCGGGAAGAUCUCAUCAUCGGUUCAGAUAUUCCUCGAAAGACGAGCCAUACGCAAAAUGGUCUGACCGUCUCGGAUUCCACCCCGAAGAAAGGGUUCUGGACCUGUGGAAGCAAGUGGGUUUCAAACAUACUGGUGGAGAUCUCACAGUAGAAUUGUGCAAUGAUUAA